Molecule: messenger RNA, 1710 nt
Organism: Lecanosticta acicola
Lineage: Eukaryota; Fungi; Ascomycota; Dothideomycetes; Mycosphaerellales; Mycosphaerellaceae
Source: the annotation of a GenBank genome assembly
AUGAAUCAGGACUCGAGCGGCGGGAGCAAUGCAGAAAUGGAGCUCUUCGACUGGCCCAGCCUGGACAAUUACGGCUUUGAGGAUCUCGGACUCUCAACGCCUCUCGGUCAUUCCAUCUUUGGCAUGGAAGUAGACACGAACCUCGCCUUUCCCUAUUUCGGAGGAGGAUUGGGUGGUGGCGGGCCGAUGCCACGAGCUACAUCGUAUUUGGUAGAAGACAUCCCCUGUGGGGUGCCUCCCGCUGCUGAUGACGGAUUACAGAAGCCUUGUCGACCGUUAUUACAGGAGGAUGAGACGAGCAGUUCGACGCGGGAAAACUCGAGAUCACCAUCCGAGCCUGCGACAGAAUCCGCCAACCUUCUCCAAACAUUCUAUCGACUAUCUGUCCCGAGCGCUGUCCCCGGCUUCUCGGACGACGAUCUCGUCAGCCAUUACUUCAACAACGUAUGCACCCUCUAUUCGUGCUUCGACUCCGAUCUCAAUCCAUUCCGAACACUCGUUGCCGAACAAUGGAUGGACUGCAAGACCACGCGACUCAGCAUCGAGAGUAUGAGCGUCGGUCACCUGGCAAACUUCUACCCUCACAUGGCCUCACUCGGCCUGGCCAAGAGAUCACAGGCCUGGCUCAGUCUCCAGCACGACCUCCAACUCUUGCGGGAAGGAAAGCAAGAUACGGAUCGCGUUCUGCUCUGCCUCCUGCUCCAAGGCUUGUCCUCGACAUGGCAUCAAGCCUCCAACCUCGGACUACAAUACCUGUUCGUGGCACGGGGGAUGAUCCAAACACGACUGCAGCAACACGGCAGGAUGGCGUCCCACGACAAGUCCUCGCGAAAUGACAAUUUCUUCCUCGACGCGCUGCUACACUGGGAAAUGCUCGCCAGCUUCGUGGACCCAGUCCCUCUCCUCUCCCUCCCCGGCCUCAAGUGCCCGAGCCUACCCAUCCCCGGCCGCCAGGAAGGAGGCGUCUCGCCUCAUCCUUGGACCGGUGUCGCAAGUACACUACACUUCAUCCUCGCAGAAGUCGGUCGGAUCCUCCGACGCCAUAGAUACGUCGCGUCGCCCAACCUCGACGCGCGCCGAAAGGAACACCUGCGCUCCGCGGAUGAGGAAUGGGCGGCGAAAUUGGAAGGCGCGCUUGUGGGUGCGGAGAUGUGCGAGGUGGAAGAUGUGCUUGAUUAUGGAGAUGCGAGGACGCCCAAGAUCGAUCUGGUGAGGAUGGCGAGGGCCUAUCGAUAUGUUGGAUUACUAGAACUGUAUGCGCAUUUCCCAAGCCUGCUGCAGGAGAGGGUCGGCAAUCGCACCCUGCCGAAGGAUCUAAUAUUCUUGUCCAUGGCAACGGAUACGAUGGGAUACGCGAGUGAUGUGGACCUCCGGCUGACGGGCAUCGCAACACACAUCCUGGACAGCAUCAAGCCCGUGUCCAUCAUCUCCGCAGCGUGUCGUCUACUGCCGCUCGUCCUCCUGUCACUGGCGAGUCAACUGAGAUUGCCGGAUAGCACGAUGGACAGCCAACAAUACGACGAGAUGAUCGAGGCGAGAUACUUUUUGGAGGCGAGGAUGCUCACGCUGUCGAGGAAGUAUGCACAGAGAUCGGUGUUGCAGAUGAUGGAGAUUGUGAAGGAGGUCUGGUCGAGGUUAGACAGCGGGACGAGUGGGGCGCAUUGGAUGGAUGUGGCGCAUGAUAGGUCGUGGCUGACGAUGUUCGGAUGA